This is a messenger RNA of Galeopterus variegatus (Sunda flying lemur), 759 nucleotides long. Its product is annotated as exonuclease 1-like. The record is from RefSeq and is a predicted model, not a curated record. The annotation marks the transcript as partial. The transcript is spliced from 2 exons. Lineage: Eukaryota; Metazoa; Chordata; Mammalia; Dermoptera; Cynocephalidae.
AAGACCAAGAAAAAUAGCUGCGAAAGUAGUAACUCAUCGAAUUCUUCUGAAAUGUUCAUGCCUGACCUGGUAGAUGGAAUUGCUAACAAAACAAGCUUAAAAACGCCACCUAGGACAAGGAAUAAAUUUGCAACAUUUUUACAGAGAAAAAAUGAAGAAAGUGGUGCAGUUGUGGUUCCAGGGACCAGAAGCAGAUUUUUUUGCAGUUCUCUGGAUUCUGCCGACUAUGUAUCAAAGAAAGCUAGCAGCCAACCUCUAGAUGAAACUGCUGUUACAGAUAAAGAGACCCAUCUAAAUGAAUCAGAUUGUCUAGACCUAGAAGGCAAGAAGCAGGUUGAUACAAAUGUAGCACAUAAUUCAAGUGAUCGGAUUCCAGAGGAUGUAGCAGUGUUCCCUGAUGAGGAGUCUCAGUCUUUUAAGACCAGCAGAUUCACAAGGACCAUUUCACUACCCACUUUGGGGACACUAAGAAGUUGUUUUAGUUGGUCUGGAAGUCUUGGAGAUUUUUCAAGAACUCCCAGCCCCUCUCCGAGCACAGCAUUGCAGCAGUUCCGAAGAAAGAGCGAUUCCCCCACCUCUCUGCCUGAGAAUAAUGUGUCUGAAAUAUCUCAGUUAAAGAGUGAUGCGUCAGGUGAUGGGUCUCAUUCCUUAUGUGAAGUGGGUUGCUCCUCACAGUCCCAGGAAAGCAUAGAAUUGUCACCGCACAGUUCAAAUGCAUCCAGACUUUCUCAGCCUUCUAGUAAGGAUUCUGAUUCAGAG